AUUGCUCCUCUGAAGAAGAUAUGAAAAUGGCCAGCAAUUUCUUCUCAUCUACCACAUUCAAUUGCACAUUAAAUUCUGUGUGCAUAUAAAUGGUUACCUCUCUCCCAUUCCUCCUCUGAAGAAGACAUGAAGAUGGCAAGCAAAUUCUUCUCAUCUACCACAUUUUCAUCAUGUCACCAUCUACUUUUCAUCUUCAUCUCCCUUCUUCUCCUGCUUCACUGUGUCACUUCUUCUGCGGCGUCUCCUUCCUCGCAACACAAAACACAAACAUCAAAAAUCACUCUUGGGGGAGAAAACCUUCCUCCCCCUUCCCCUCCAUCAUCUACGUAUAAUGCUAAAUGCGGCUGUCACUUACCGACUGUGGAUCCAGUAAUAGCACAGUCCAUUGAAGUGAUAACCAAAUUCAAGAAGGUGAUAACAAAUGACCCGAAUGGGGUGACUAAAACCUGGAGAGGAAAUGAGCUGUGCGUAAACUCUGCAAUGUACAGAGGGUUCCGUUGUUAUGUGCCUAAAGGUGGCAUGCGGCACAGAGUUGGUGGGAUUAACUUCAACGGAUUCAACCUGGAUGGGAAUCACAUGUCGUUGAACGGAUUCAUUGAUUCUUUCCAGGACCUGGCGGUCAUACAUAUCAACUCCAAUAAUUUUACAGCGGGUCAAUCUCCACUUGGGAUUUCAGCUUCGAAACUCCCCACACUUUUUGAGCUUGACCUGAGCAACAACAAGCUUGCUGGAGAGUUCCCAACAGCCGUUCUUGAAGCUAACAACUUGACAUUUUUGGAUCUCAGGUUCAACAUGUUGACAGGCCCAAUACCUCCUAAAGUCUUCACAUUAGACCUGGAUGCUUUGUUUCUCAACAACAAUGGCUUCACUGGUUCCAUCCCACAAAAUCUUGGGAGCACCCCUGCUUUCUUCCUCAGCUUAGCAAACAACAAACUCACUGGUCCAAUCCCAAAGAGCAUCGGCAGUGCUUCAAAAACUAUGACUGAAGUGUUGUUCUUGAACAAUAAGCUGUCAGGUUGUCUCCCUUACGAAAUUGGGCUGCUGAAAAAUGCAAGCAUUUUCGAUGCCAGCACUAACAUGUUGACGGGACCCCUCCCACAAUCCUUGGGGUGCCUUGGGAAAAUGGAAAUCCUCAACCUGAAAAACAAUGAACUUUAUGGGACUGUCCCAGAAUCUCUCUGCAAGCUGAAAUAUCUUGAAGAGUUGAGCUUGAGUAACAACUACUUUACACAGAUUGGACCAAAUUGCAGGCAGUUGCUGGAGAAGAAGAUUCUAGACAUAGAGAACAACUGUGUUUUAGAUCUCCCCAACCAGAGAAGUGCAACAGAGUGUAAGAUGUUCUUUAAGCAACCCAGGAAAUGCCCAGACCCCAGAUCCAUGUUGUACGCGCCAUGUGAGAUCAAUGAAGUUCCCAAAAUGGAAGAAGAGCUUUAUCAUCAUCAGCAAAAGCUCAAGAGAAGAUCCUCAAGAACUUAUAAAACCCUGGAUGCACACAGGCACCAUUGAUGAACCUGCAAGCUUAUAUGUCACAGCAAUAUCAGCAAGUGAUUAUCAAUGUAUGUUUGGUAUUUAUCUUCUUGCCUUGUCAUCCUCAUCAAGCCUGAUAGACAUAGGUAAGAACAUCAUUUCUAAUUUAGUGUCUUCUUUGUGGUUGGUUGCUUAUACACCAUUUAUUGACCUGCAAACAUAGAAAUCAAUCCAAGACUGAGUCAAAUGAACCUUCCAAUUUGAGGAAGUUUAAUUAUCCACUUCUGGCCUAAAACUAACGAGGAAGCCAAAGUUAGAUCCAAAACGCAUUAAGAAAUUUGAAGACCCAAA
This is a messenger RNA of Cuscuta campestris, 1818 nucleotides long. The record is from the annotation of a GenBank genome assembly. Lineage: Eukaryota; Viridiplantae; Streptophyta; Magnoliopsida; Solanales; Convolvulaceae.